Nicrophorus vespilloides is the source of this 539-nucleotide messenger RNA. RefSeq lists its product as uncharacterized. The coding region runs from base 113 to 514 and encodes 133 amino acids. NCBI's taxonomy places the organism in Eukaryota, Metazoa, Arthropoda, Insecta, Coleoptera, Silphidae. The record is from RefSeq and is a predicted model, not a curated record. The transcript is spliced from 2 exons.
UUGCAUGUACAAAUACGUGUGAAACGAACUUAAACAUUCUUCCAAGAUUAUUAUUUUGUUGUUAUUCUUUGUAUGUAAGUAGGAUCAAAGGUGAAGGAAUUUCUGUGCCGAGAUGCUGAGGAGGUAUUUGCUUUUGUUGGCUUUGUGUGUUGCGUCAUCGAAAUGCGAGUUGAAGUCACCCUGCGCUGAACUCUUCGAGUACACCAAACAGGACGAAGUUGGAAGAUGGGAGGGCGUCGUUAACGUGAAGAGCGACUGCAAAUUGCACGGACUCUGGAUGAGGAUCUUCCUGGAAGGAGACGUAUCCGAGCUUAAUCUUCUUAAUAUCGAAGGUGAAGUGAAGAGUUUGAAACCAAAAACUAAUGGUUUCAUUAUAAUCAAUCCCGAUUUGAUAACAAUGAAAAAUGUAUUGGUUCCUAUCAAAUUCGCUGUUGUUUACGAAGGAAACAAUCCUCCGAAUCUUAGUGGAAUUAGACUGAAUACAAGAACUUAUUGUCCAGUUGGAGCUGAUUAAUAAUCAUAACUAAUGUUUGUUUCAU